Thamnophis elegans (Western terrestrial garter snake) is the source of this 2433-nucleotide messenger RNA. It is a transcript of the gene ANXA3, whose product is annotated as annexin A3. Gene Ontology annotation, cellular component: cytoplasm. Lineage: Eukaryota; Metazoa; Chordata; Lepidosauria; Squamata; Natricidae. The transcript is spliced from 12 exons. Gene Ontology annotation, molecular function: calcium-dependent phospholipid binding; calcium ion binding; phospholipase inhibitor activity. Bases 25 to 996 code for a protein of 323 amino acids. The record is from RefSeq and is a predicted model, not a curated record.
GCGUCUUUGUGAAAACAGAUAAUCAUGACUUCUACUUGGGUUGGUUCUAGAGGGACGAUUCAGGAUUUUGCAGGAUUCAAUGCUUCCAAAGAUGCAGAGGCACUUAAAAAAGCAAUGGAAGGGCUGGGCACGGAUGAAACAACCGUGAUUGAGAUCCUGACAGGGAGAUCCAAUGCUCAACGGCAGCUGAUAGCGGCAGAGUACAAAUCUUACACUGGGAAGGAGCUGAAAGAUGCUUUGAAGGAAGAAACCUCAGGUGAUUUUGGGCAUGUCCUGUGUGCUCUGGUCACUCCCCCGGCAGAAUUUGAUGCUGAAGAAGUUAACCGUGCCGUCAGAGGCAUUGGAACGAAUGAGAUGACGUUGAUUGAGAUUGCGGCUUCCCGAACCAGCAAGCAAAUCAGAGAGACAGCUCAGGUGUAUUACACAAUUUAUAGGAAAAUCUUGAGUGAGGAUGUCGGUUGGGACACAUCCGGAGACACCAAAAGAACCUUCCUGGCCUUGCUGGAUGCCAAGAGAGAUGAAAAUCCACAGGCCCAUGAAGAGGUAGCAAAGAGGGAUGCACAGCUCCUGUACAGUGCUGGUGAGAAGAGGUGGGGAACGGAUGAGACCAAAUUCAUCGAGAUUCUGAGCUCCAGCAGCUUUGCUCAGCUCAAGCUCACAUUUCAGGAGUACCAAAAACUUAGUGGACACCGGAUGGAGGAUACCGUGCUUAAUGAAACAUCGGGCGACUUUGCCCAACUGCUUCUGGCCGUAGUGAAGUGUGCAAAUAACGCCCCUGCCUUCUUUGCUGAAAAACUGAACAAAGCCAUAAGGGGACCUGGAACUGAUGAAAUCACAGUGACCAGAAUUCUAGUAUCCAGGUCAGAAAUCGAUCUUCUGGAUAUUCGACACGAAUACAAGAAGCUCUUUGGAGAAUCUCUGCAUUCUGCUAUUAGUUCGGAUAGUUCCGGGGAUUAUCGGCGCACCUUGCUCAAGAUUAUUGGUGGGGACGACUGAUGAGGCCGACUCUGGCUGACAGCACUUGUUUCCCGCUGCUUUCACCAGUUCAUAGAGCUUCUUAGAUAUAUUUAAGCAAGGGUGCGAAGUUUCCAGUCCUCCUUUCAAUUAUUUUUUAAUUAGGUAUCAUAACAGACAGAUGUUUUACUACAGACACUAUCUUAAGCCCCUGGAUGACACUGAUUUCAUCACACACCGUGGAUUUGGGAUGAAAUCUGCACUCACAGGCCAAUAAUCUGCCAGAAAUUAACCAACCCUGGAAAGUUGGGAUCUGGAUGCAGUUAAGAUACAACAGUGUCUUGGGCACAUCCAACGACUGUCUAGGAACUGCUGUGUCUUGAACUGAGCUAUUCUUGAAUUGCUGUUGUGUUGUUUUAGCUUUACAAAAGGGUUUCCUGUAUUUUGCAUGCAAUGCACAGCUACCUCAAAGGAUUCAUUUGUAUUCCAGACCUGAAGUGCCUUAAACGGUUGUUUAAGAAAUAAUUUGGAAAAGUGCUAUGGACCACAGGGGAACAUGAAUCUAGAACCUGCCCACAACUCUUUAAAGCAGCUGCAUUGAUGCAGCUGCUUUAAAGUUGCAGUCAGGUUCUAGGUUUGUCUUCUUGCAAUCUCUGGAAACACUUUUUUCUGGAAUCAAAUCUCAAAAGGGACUGGCUAAAAUAGCACCAGUGGCCCAUUCCUCUUAUGUUUAUUUAGAGCAGGGGUUUCUAACCAUAUAGACUUCAACUCCCAAAAUUCCUCAGCCAGCAUGUCUGACUGAGGAAUUCUGGGAGUUGAAGUCCACAAGUCUUAAAAGUUGCUACGGUUGGAAUCCCCAGCCUUAGAGGACCCAAACUUAAACUGUAAAAAAAUUGCCUUUAAUAAGAAGGGCCAAAACCUUUCCAAAGAGGGUAGAAUAGAUAUAAGUACUAAUGUUGCCAAAUUUCUGCCGUUUUUGCCAUGUUGUUUUAUUGAAACCAUAACGUAAGAAGUUGUGAUGAUAGCCAACACUUGGAAAAGACACUAACCCGUCAUACACCUGAUAUGAACACAAAGCACACGUUCGUGGUGAAGAUAAGCCAUUGAUACCCUCAUUUUGGCUCUAUGGAGGAGCUCCUAGUUUUGGUCUACGGCAGGGAUGUCAAACUCGAUUUCCUUGAGGGCCGAAUCAGGAUUAUGUUUGACCGUGGAGGACCAAGGUGGGCGUGGCCAGCUCAAUGCCAUUUGUGUCAGGGGCGGCUGUGGUAGCCUGAGCAUUCCGCCAGUGAAAACAGGCUCCCGAGCUCUGCUUUCAGCUGUGACGACGCCUUGCAACCCUUAGCAAAAACGGAGCUCGGGAGUGCCACCCGCGGCGCUUGUGAACUCCAUUUGCAGGUGUGACGACCUCCGGCAAUACCUCAGCUAGUGAAAACGGAGCUCAGGAGGGAUGUAUGAAGCCGUCCUGAGCUCCGUUUUCUC